This is a messenger RNA of Diaporthe citri, 549 nucleotides long. RefSeq lists its product as uncharacterized. The coding region runs from base 1 to 549 and encodes 182 amino acids. The record is from RefSeq and is a predicted model, not a curated record. Lineage: Eukaryota; Fungi; Ascomycota; Sordariomycetes; Diaporthales; Diaporthaceae. The transcript has 2 exons.
AUGUCUAGCUCCUCUUUCUACGACAGUUUUGUUCCCAUGUUGGUCAACUCCCUCGAGUCUAUCGAGGCUAUUCUCACCAGGGCCGAGGCUCAUGCCAAGGAGCACAACAUUGACGUCAAUGCCGAAUAUGCCACAGCAAGGCUCUACGAAGACAUGCGGCCUCUGCCCUUCCAGGUUCAGACCGUUUCAAAUGCGACCAAGUCAUUCGUCGAGAAGAUCACUGGUGUAAAGGUCGGGGAAUGGAAGGAUGACGAGACCACUUUCGAGCAGCUGUUCGCCCGGAUCAAAAGGACUCAGGAGUUGAUCAAGGGUGUCAAGCCGGAAGACGUCAACGGCAAAGAAAGCCAGACGGUCGAGGUGAAGGCUGGGCCCACUCUCUUCGAGACAACAGCUUUCGCCUAUGUUACAACUUUUGUCAUACCGAAUCUCUUUUUCCACCUUCAGACAGCCUAUGCCAUUCUUCGGAUGAAGGGAGUCCCUCUGUCAAAGAAGGACUAUCUCUUUGCUUUCCUAACAAAAGCCCCGGGCCAACCGUUUACACAGCAGUAG